This is a messenger RNA of Ananas comosus (pineapple), 1093 nucleotides long. RefSeq names its product cysteine proteinase inhibitor 12-like. The record is from RefSeq and is a predicted model, not a curated record. Gene Ontology annotation, molecular function: cysteine-type endopeptidase inhibitor activity. The transcript is spliced from 4 exons. The coding region runs from base 50 to 793 and encodes 247 amino acids. NCBI's taxonomy places the organism in Eukaryota, Viridiplantae, Streptophyta, Magnoliopsida, Poales, Bromeliaceae.
AAAGAGGAGAGAGAUUAGAGAGAGAGAGAGAGAGAGGAGAGGAGAAUAAAUGGGGAGGGGAGUGAGUUAUUCAUAUUCCGCUAUUCUUGUUCUCGUGCUAUACUCGUUGUUGCUCGUCUCGAAUCGGUCGCUAGGGUUUCGCGGAGGAGACGAAGGAGAAGCAAAAGGAGAAGGAGAGGGCGCGAUCGCCAUGGCCACGUUGGGAGGAGUUCGCGAAUCGGCGGGGACCGAGAACAGCGUCGAGGUCGAGGAGCUCGCUCGAUUCGCCGUGGAGGAGCACAACAAGAAGGAGAAUGCCCUUCUUGAGUUCGGCCGUGUGGUGAAGGCGAAAGAGCAGGUGGUUGCAGGAACGCUUCACCACCUGACGGUGGAGGCGAUUGAUGCCGGGAAGAAGAAGCUCUAUGAGGCGAAAGUGUGGGUGAAGCCAUGGCUUAACUUCAAGGAGCUUCAGGAGUUUAGGCAUGCCGGCGAUUCGCCCUCUUUCACCGCUGCUGAUCUUGGUGCUAAGCGAGGUGGGCAUGAAUCUGGAUGGCGUGAUAUCCCCGCACAUGAUCCGGUGGUCAAGGAUGCAGCAAACCACGCAGUCAAGACCAUCCAGCAGAGGUCUAACUCCCUGACCCCGUAUGAACUGCUUGAAAUCCUUCAUGCAAAGGCUGAGGUGAUCGAGGAGCUUGCUAAGUUUGACAUGCUUCUAAAACUAAAGAGAGGAAACAAGGAGGAGAAGUUCAAGGUAGAGGUACACAAGAAGCUAGAAGGCACUUUUGAUUUGAACCACGUCCAGCAGGAGCAUUAAGACUCUGCGAGUCAGUGAGGCGGGAUUGUUGGGCUAGUUCUAUCUGGUGUGGCGGAAAACGCUUUCAGACUUGUUGCUAAUUAACUAAUAAAAUGUAUGCUCGCUUUACCUGUCUGGUGACAUGAACUUUUUGAGUGAUUUGCUUCCCUUUAACUUGAGAGCGUGUAAUAAUUGUGUUAAUAGGUAUACGCCUGUGCGAUGCGAGUGAAGCUUGUUUUGGUUUGUCUUGGUUUGAUAUCCUGUAAAGCGAAGUGUUUACCUUGUUAUCUGAGGUGGCUAUGGUUUCUCUACUUUGUUUUA